GGUGGGGCAGACGCGGCCGCCUGGAUCCGUUCGGACGCGGCCACGUUGUCUUACGCGCCCAGCGCACCUGGCCCUGAGAACCUGGACACCGGCUCCCUCUUCCUGCCCCCCCGCCCCCCAGCUUUGUGGGGCGGUAGUAUUCCUACGCUCACUCAGCGGAGCACAACCGCUCAAGGAAAGGCCUGGCCGUCCCGAGACUCCAGCGUGCGGGCACGUCUGGAAUCUGGGCUCGAGAGGCGCCGCCCUCGGUCCGUCCAGCUAGCCUCUCCGCGCCGCCUAGGAGCAAAGAACCAGAGAGAGCACAGGAGAGUGGGGCUCCGCGCAGAGCUCGGCGCCCGGGCCCAUGCCCGUGCGCCCCCGCGGGCCCCCGCUAUGGCCUCCGGGAGCGUGGCCGAGUGCCUACAGCAAGAGACCACUUGCCCCGUGUGUCUGCAAUACUUCGUCGAGCCCAUGAUGCUCGAUUGUGGCCACAACAUCUGUUGCGCGUGCCUCGCCCGCUGCUGGGGCGCAGCGGAGACUAACGUGUCGUGCCCGCAGUGCCGAGAGACCUUCCCGCAGCGGCACAUGCGGCCCAACCGGCAUCUUGCCAACGUGACCCAGUUGGUGAAGCAGCUGCGCACCGAGCGACCGUCAGGGCCCGGCGGCGAGAUGGGCGUGUGUGAAAAGCAUCGCGAGCCCCUGAAGCUGUACUGCGAGGAGGACCAGAUGCCCAUUUGCGUGGUGUGCGACCGCUCCCGGGAGCAUCGCGGCCACAGCGUGCUACCGCUCGAGGAGGCGGUGGAGGGCUUCAAGGAACAAAUCCAAAACCAACUGGACCAUCUAAAAAGAGUAAAAGACUUAAAGAAGAGACGCCGGGCACAGGGGGAGCAGGCACGAGCUGAACUCUUGAGCCUAACCCAGAUGGAAAGGGAGAAGAUUGUUUGGGAGUUUGAGCAACUGUAUCAUUCCUUGAAGGAGCAUGAGUAUCGCCUUCUAGCCCGCCUUGAGGAACUAGACUUGGCCAUCUAUAACAGUAUCAAUGGUGCCAUCACCCAGUUCUCUUGCAACAUCUCCCACCUCAGCAGCCUGAUUGCCCAGCUAGAAGAGAAGCAGCAGCAGCCCACCAGGGAGCUCCUGCAGGACAUCGGGGACACAUUAAGCAGGGCUGAAAGAAUCAGGAUCCCUGAACCUUGGAUCACACCUCCAGAUCUGCAAGAGAAAAUCCACAUUUUUGCCCAAAAAUGUCUAUUCUUAACGGAGAGUCUGAAGCAAUUCACAGAAAAAAUGCAGUCAGAUAUGGAGAAAAUCCAAGAAUUGCGAGAGGCUCAGUUAUAUUCAGUGGACGUGACUCUGGAUCCAGAUACAGCUUACCCCAGCCUGAUCCUUUCUGAUAAUCUGCGGCAAGUGCGAUAUAGUUACCUCCAACAGGAUUUGCCUGACAACCCUGAGCGGUUCAAUCUUUUUCCCUGUGUCUUGGGCUCUCCAUGUUUCAUCGCUGGGAGACAUUAUUGGGAGGUAGAGGUGGGAGAUAAAGCCAAGUGGACCAUAGGUGUCUGUGAAGACUCUGUAUGCAGAAAAGGUGGAGUAACCUCAGCCCCCCAGAAUGGAUUCUGGGCAGUGUCAUUGUGGUAUGGGAAAGAAUACUGGGCACUUACAUCCCCAAUGACUGCCCUUCCCCUGCGGACCCCUCUCCAGCGGGUAGGGAUUUUCUUGGACUAUGAUGCUGGUGAGGUCUCCUUCUACAAUGUGACAGAGAGGUGUCACACCUUUACUUUCUCUCAUGCUACCUUCUGUGGGCCUGUCCGGCCCUACUUCAGUCUGAGUUACUCGGGAGGGAAGAGCGCAGCUCCUCUGAUCAUCUGCCCCAUGAGUGGGAUCGAUGGGUUUUCUGGCCAUGUUGGGAGUCAUGGUCAUUCCAUGGAGACAUCCCCUUGAAGAGGUGAACGCAGACUAAAAGGGCUGUUGGCUAUAAUUGUACCCCAGGCACAAGGCAUCUUGUUGCCUUGCCGAUUCCUGUCUGUCACAGCUGGGUACCAUUUUCCAUUCCCUUGCAGAGGCAGACAGGAUGUCCAUGUUCUUUACUAUCCUUUUCCUUCCCCUGCAAAUUGUGAGAUGUAACAAGAAGUAUCAGUAUUUCCCCAAAAAUAAAAACCAGAUGUCCUCCUCCAGUGUUUCACAUUUUUUGGUUUUACAUAGAAACCAGAUAAACAGCAAAUAAUAAUCUUUGGAUUUGGAGAGCCACUCAAGUUACUUACACCAUCUUGGCUUAGCCUGGCUUCCUCUUGCUCAGUCCACAUAAUAAUCAUGGGAAUUUUACUGCCAUUUCUUGACUAGGGAUCCUUUCUGAGAACCUAGAAUGGAACUGCAAGGCCCUGUUAGCAUGGCUUCCUUUAUUCCAAUUUUUUCUUGGAAAAGUACGUCUACCCUUGAUUUUCAGUCUGCCAGUUUUUUACUAACAAGGGUCUAUAUGUGUUUGGGUUAGUUACAGUUAUUUUACAAUAAUGGUGAAAAAUGGCCCCACUUCUACCAUGAGAGGAUAUUCUAAUCAGUGUUUCUGCCUCUAAAUCUUUUCUGGGGCUUUAUUUGUUCCCUUCAUACUAAUGACAGGUGUCUCCUAGUGCUGGGUGCACAUCAUUUCAGGUCACCAUCUACUAUUUCUAGAUCCUCUCCCAGGCACAUCUAUGGACUGGUGGUCAGUUAAACACUAUCUCUGGAAGAAUUCUAGUAUUCCAGAAAUUUGUUGCCUUUUUACCUCCUUUUCUCUAUCUCCUCUGGGAGAUGGGGAAAUUCACCUUCAUAAUGUGUGUAUCAUCAAGGGGCAACUCCAUCCCAAAUGGCCACUGGAUCUUGAGACAUUCUGGAAUCAGAAGGCUAAGGCGGGUUACUUUGAGCAAGCCCCAUGAUGGUUCUUGGUCUUACUUCUCUUUGGGAAUAUGCUCCUCUGUUUAAAAAAUAAAGUAAAUAUGGAUGUUUA
Messenger RNA from Marmota monax (woodchuck), 2953 nucleotides. RefSeq names its product tripartite motif containing 27 (gene Trim27). Lineage: Eukaryota; Metazoa; Chordata; Mammalia; Rodentia; Sciuridae. Bases 373 to 1914 code for a protein of 513 amino acids. The record is from RefSeq and is a predicted model, not a curated record. Gene Ontology annotation, molecular function: zinc ion binding; protein binding. Gene Ontology annotation, biological process: negative regulation of transcription by RNA polymerase II; negative regulation of viral transcription; protein K63-linked ubiquitination. The transcript is spliced from 8 exons.